AUGGCUAGCGCCACUACUGCCGGCACCCCUGCCGUUGUUGAGAAGACGGCGGAGGAGAUCCGCAAGGAGAUCGACGAGCUCCACCGCCAGCAGCGUGAGGUCCUAUUUUCGCGGCCCUUCCCGUCCAUCUCUUCUUCUGGUUGUGCUGUGUGUAUGCGUUAUGGUCUUCGUGGUGUUUCUGGUAAUCUGCAGAUAACAGAGCGUCUACGGGAUCCGAGGGGUCUCCGUCGCGCCGGCCUGGCUCAAAAUGGUCCUCGUUCUAUUGCCGGGGUCCGCCCGCGAGGAUUUGUGAGGCCUGUGAGUGUGGAUGAGAUGUUCUUUUUGCCUACUUUAUUCGUAAUAUUUCUGCGUCUUUUUUAUUAUUUUGUUGUUUCUUUCGUGUUUGGAUUUCCCGCUCAGGCGGAUAGGGCAGACAACGAGGACCUGCCUCCUGCGAAGAGGCGUCUAUCCUCCGCUGUGGUCAAGGUGAUUCGCGGAAACCUUGCCUCUCUCUAUCUUUAUUUCCUCCGUAUGUUGUCCUUUUCUCUCAACCUCUUCAUCGUUGGGUGCGUCGUAACGUGAUUUUGGAUUUUAGGUCGGGGGCGGAGAGAGUGAGGAUCUCAAUCACGGUGAGAACCAUGCUAAAAAUCAGGAUGCCGAGACAGCGGCAGACGAGGGUGCCGUCGUGUCUAACACGGAUGACAACAGCUACCGGAGGAUGACAAUGGCUGGUCCCCAGGGGACUGAUGGGUUUAGGAGACACGGAAAUCAGAGAUUUUCGAGAGUGGUAAUGGUCGCUAAUUCUUUUGAUUUUUACAUUUAUUUAUUUAAUCCUUUUAAAAGUUAUGUUCGUUUUCAUUGCUUUUGUUACAGGAUUAUAGUGUACCAACGUCGGAGCAUGUGCCUAGGGUAUUGCCAAAAGAUGAGGACCCGAGCUUGGUGAAGAGGAACAGAAGGAUGCUCGGGCAGCUGCUGGGAACUCUGGAGGUACGUCACUAAUUGAGGAAAAAGAACCCUCCUUCCCCUAAAAUUAAGUCAGUACUGUCCUGCAUUGGCUGAAGAGUUUCAUCCUUGGAUUUUAUGUCAAGAAUUUGGUCACUUUGUUCCAGUUGUUGUCUUGAACUGUAUGAAUUCGAAUCAAUACGACCAGGCUGAUGUUACCCUGGUUCAUCGUAUGUCUAUUGAACUAUUUUCCUUAUUUUCUGUACAUUAUGCUGUAAUUAUACGUUUUUUUUCUCCCUUAGUAUGCUAAUUUAGUGACUUUAGUUCAAUAGCUCACUAAAUGAAAAACAAAACCUUUUAUAAAGUGAGUUUUGGGUUGCUUAUGGAUUUUGAAGUAGGUUGAAUUUGCAUAGUUGGAUGUGUAUCACCAACCAAUUAUUUAUGUCUGCUGCAUGUCAAUGAAAUCGUUAAAUGAAUCGUAUCUCACGUGUAAACUUGAUUUUUAGCAGUGUGCUGGGAAUUCAUUAUAGCCGUGUGCUCUGAAAUAUUUGCUUAUGCCCCAGUUUUGAUGCACCAGUAAAAAAUAGUUGCUAUUCCCAAUAAAUUUUAUUGCUAUAAAGGAAGGAGGAAUGGAACAUAAUGCUGUCAUAAAAAAUGAAGAAACGAAGCACUUGUAACGAUUGGGACCAGUCGGAUUCCAUUUCUUUCCUACAGAAGAUGUUUACCCUCAGUGCAUCAUAUUACAUUAUUUCCUCAUAAAUACUUUUCGGCAAGAAUUUCAUUCUUCUGAUCAUGCCAGAAUUGAUAUAUAUUUUUUUUUGAUGGAUUUAGAAUUGAGCUAGAAAUCAUGGUUGACCAGUUUACUGGUAGAUUCUGACAGGGCAACUACUGAUUUUUUCCAGUUUAAUUAUAAUUGAGUGUAUAUCUUCCCGAAGUGAUAAUCUUUUGAGGUUCUCACAUUCUUCUGUUCCUCAAUUCCUUUUCAUUAAUUAUCAUCCUCGUUUUCGUUACAUAUUAAAUGACGGUCAUAGUCAGUUUUGUGAAUAUCAAGCUUGGAAGUAUGGUCGACAUCGCUUCUGCAUUUUUGUGAUCCCUGAUCAAUGAUUAAUAUUUUUUUAUCGUGUUUAAAAGUCUUUGGGCCCAAGGUUUCAAAUUUCUUAAUCAUCUAUGCUUUCUUUUAUUUCUAAUCUCAUGGGCUAAAUCUGUGAUUGUAUUUGUUAACGAAGAAAGUUGCAUUUCAACAGUUUUAUAGUUUCAUACUGUGUUUUGCAUUUGCAGAACUUCAGUUCUUAUUCCGCCAAUGGUAUGAGUUUAAAGUUUGCUUGCAAACAAGAUUUCUUGUCUACUUUUGGUUUGAAUUAAAUUUUUCUGAUGAAAAAUGGGCACAUCUAAUAUAUUGCGUUUUGCAUCUUUUCUUCACAUACUUUUGUACGUUCAGUUUCUACUUCUAUGAUGAACAAACUCGUAAACUAUUUUUCUUCUUUUGUGAUAUCAGAAAUUUCAGGAGGAGGACAGAAAGUUAUCUGCAUCAGAGGCAUAUUUGCGACGUUCUGAUUCUUUGCAGAGAGUGAGUUAAUCCUCGUUGUUAACAUGGUACCUUAUUUAUCUAGAUGAAACUAUAUGAACAGUGAAAUAAUUGUAUACCAAAACAUCUGAACUUAGAAAUGGCUUUAUAAGCACAACCUUAAGAAAUCCCAUAAAUGGAAACACCUGAUGUUCUAUGACUACUGACCUGUGGUUUUCCCUCAAAUAUCACAACUGUAGAAAUCGCUUAAUUCUGUAGAUCGUGUUCAGAAUACUAUGUCUGAUAUCCAACAAGACGAUAAAAUGCAAGGUGCUUUAGAUUUUCUAUAAAUUAGAAUUUUGAGGAGAUGUCUUGAUAAAGUUGAUGGAAGUCGUUUGCUAUCAUCUGGAUACUUACAAAGGAUACCAGAAAAUGGAAUCUAUCAAACGUUAAUUAGCCUUCAUAUUCUUAAUUUUACUAUCAUGCUGACUGGUUACUGUUUUUGUUGUUAUGCUUCGAACUUACGGGAUUCUGUUGCCAGAUUGGGUCUGGAUUAGCCUAGUUUGAAGUUGGUUAUUUCAGCUGUACUAUAAUCUGUUUUUAUAUAAUAAAUUGGUGAUAUUCUUUACUAUGAAAAAAUUCCUCCUCUUUUAUGUUCUAUAACUCAUAAUUUGUUUUUUUGGCGUUAUCUCCCUAUACAUUAUUUUUACUGAUUCUUUCCCCCGUCGUACAACUCUUUUAUACUUAGGCUGAGCAAAGGGCAAAGGAGGAAAGCGAAAGGUUGAGGCAGCAAGAACGUGAAGAACUUGCUAUGAAACGUAGACGUGAUCUUGUGAGCUCUCUCACUCAUUCUAAUCAGUUAUGCUGUCAACUGGGGGAUACAAUAUUCCUAACGUGAAAUAUGACUUACAUUUGAUCUUCUCUUUCUGUCAUCUGUAUCCGUUUUUACGAUAGAAAAAAUUCCUUGAGAAACAAGUUAAUUCUUAUAAUUUUUCUUUUGUCAGCAUAAAUAGAAAGUUACUGAUUAAAAUUUCCUUCUGUUCUAUUUUGAAACAUCUUGAUUUAGACCCUUCGAGCUCGUAUUGCGGCCAAAGCAGAGGAAAAAAAGUUAGAACUUCUUUUUAUUCGGUGGUCUGAGCACCAUAAGAGGCUGUGCAAUUUCUUAAGGUAUGCAAUGAAAUAAUUUGUUAAGGCUGUGCCAUUAUUAUCUACUCCUCCAGCACGUGAACUUCUUGAUAUUCUUGUCGAGUAUUCUUAUAAAGUCAAGAUCAACAUUGUCUGUCUUAAUAUUUUUGCAACUUCAAUUCAUCUCAUUUUCUUGAUGUUUUUCGCACUGCAGGUUAUUUUUAUUUUUGGCCCAAAGUGUCCAUAUUGACAUUUAAUUGCGACAGAUAAGUUUCUGUUUGUAUGCAUAGUGCAUUUGAAUGAAAGUCAAUGCGUAAAGAAUCAGUGGAUUCUACACAUCAUAAACAUUUAAUUAGAAAUGAUGACUUCAUUUUGAUUGGAUAUGUUUCUGUUUCCUAGGACAAAGACGGAACCUCCAAUAUAUUACUUACCAGCUAAACCAUUAGAAGACGAUUCAAAUACAGCUGAUGAGAGAAAGCAGCAGGUAUCAUUUCCUUAACAUAUUGGUGUUCGUUAUAACAGGUUAGCAUGGCGGUUGCUUCUGUUUUUAUUAUAUUUUGGUGUUGAAAAUAUAACUUAUUGUAAAUUAGGACAAAAACAGGUGGUUUUGAUGAGGCCCUGUUUUGUGAUUCUAUUUGUUAGUCUAUUUUCCAGUCUUGCACUUUUCGUCUUAGAUAACAGAGUUGGUCCCAUAUUGCUCACCCAAACUUGCUGGAGUUAUGGUCAGUUCUCUAAACAAGCAUGCCAGCACGUGUCAGGGGAUUACCUUUGCUGGCCCAAACAGGGUAAAUUGGAUUGUUGGAUUAUUUGAGAGUUUUGUUGUCCAAAGAGGAACCAAUUUUCGCAAGCUACUUCAGUUACAUGGUAAACGUAAUCAUGAAAUGAACUUUUAUAAGUACAUGGCCUCUCAAGACCUGCCUGAGCUACAAUUUUUAUUUGCUACGUCGUAACUUUAGGAAGGGACAUCUUUGUACGUUAAUGGUCGAUAUCACUGAGGUGAUGAAUUGGCUUCGGCUGUGACAGUCUUCCAGAAGAAUGAUUAGAUUCAGGGUAUAAGAAAAUGCCUAGAUGGAUACAGAGAACUGCGAUUUUAAUUGUAAGCUGUAUGGGGGUGCCUUUUUGGUUUCAGGGCGGAUGUCUCUCCUGCCAUUGCUCACCACUUGCCCGUGACAUUAGUUCUUCUGUCUUCCUCUUUUUUCUUGCUGUCAGCCCCUAACAACGGAGAUGUAGCUAUUCUCCUGCUUCUUCAUUUGGUGACUUCCAUUUGCCACAACCCUUAUUUUGUUGGCAGGCUCCAAUUCAGUAUCACCUCUUUCCUCACCAAUUAAAUUUUAUGUCCCUGUUUUUCUCUCUCUGUCUCAUGCUCGGGCCCAAAUUCCCCAGCCCUUCUCCAUCAGAUUAGUUCAUUUCUCUCAUAUUUCUACUUGUUUCUGUUAAGAUCCCAAAACAGGGACCAAAACAAGGGUAGAAACUAGGGCAGCAACCAGGGAAAAUAACUGAAAGGAAUGGGGGAAUAUAACUCUACUGAGACAGGAAAUAGGAAAGAACGCAAAAGGGGUUUCCGGAGGAAACCCUAGAACAGUUGGGGACGAGUUCAAGAGCACCCCACACUCCCACUGACUUCUUCCAAAAGUCCCCCAAUAAGGGCCCGUAAGGGUCCUUCUAUCCUCCCUCGUACUGAGCCCAUGGCCCACUGUCUUAACCUUCCCUUUCCUGGUGUAAGUCACCUGGAUAAUGGGCCAGGUAUCGGGCCCAGCAAUACACCUUGUUUGCAAGGUGGAAAUCAGGGAAUUGUUGACGGAGGGUCGGGGCCAAUUCCCACGUCGCUUUCAAUUGCAGAGUGUUGACAAUUACUCCACUUCGCCUUUGAAGUCCUCGUCCUCUUUGUGAACCAGUAAUAGUUGGAGCUCCUUUUUGCGAAGGUGUCCUAGUUGGUAUUUCUCAUCACAAGAGAAACACAGGCCUCUCACCCGUCUAUCUUGUAAUUUGGAUUUUGUUAGGGACAGUCUCUUUUGGUUGCUGGGCUGUUUCUGAACAAUUUCUGUUCUCCUCGUUGGCGCUAACUUAGUCACUCCAGGGAGGCUUGAUGGUGGCGGGUGUUUUCCAUCUCCCUCUUCAUUUCUUCUUCAUCCCUCCUCUCUCGCUCUCUCUCUCUCUCUCUCUCUCUCUCUCUCUCUCUCUCUUUCUCCUCUUCUUCUGACGUCUUUGCCACAAUUAAACCUUUCCCAUAAAGGAUCCUCUUUCCUUCUUUGCACAGAAUCUCUGUGCAGAGACCUUUCGGAGGCGUGAUGGGUCCCCUGCCCUUGCUGAUGUAAUGCUAGAUUUACACAUCUCACUAGAAAAUCAAUGACUCGUAUGGGCCAGUAACGUGUAUUUCAGUUCCUUGAUGUUCUCAUAGAAAAUAUGCUCAUAACUAUUUUUUUGCCGGUGUUUCUGCUUGAAGCUCUUUAUCUUCCCAAAAUAUUAUCCAACCCCUCUUUUUGCUUCGUGGAACUUUGAUGAAGUAGAUAGAAAAUCUUUUAGCUGCAUGGUUAUUUUUCAAGUAGGAGAUCUGAGAGAACGGUUGGAAAGUCCAGACUUCCAUUCCUUGAGAAAAAAUAUUUUGCUUUGACAACUUGUCCACGGUCAGUCAGAUAUCCUCCUCAAUGCACCAUAGCCGCUUUGCUAGCAGAGCCUUCUGGGAUAGGUCUGCAGACUCUAUCCCAUUUCAUUAAGUGAGCACCAUUCCAGGAGAAGCUUCUUCCAGCGCCAUCCAUUGAUUUCCUCACUGUCUUUGGUAUUUUGAACAUGGACAUCAUACAUGAAUGAGAUAAAAUGCAUCCACCUCCUAAAGGGUGUUUGGCCUUCUACUCUAGCGUUCUAUCAAUUUUUUCAAAAUUUCAGACCAAUCUUUAAGUUUUGUUCUUCCUUUAGGUAACGGUGGCUAGUAUGUUUGAUAAGAAAUCGAGUCAAAUCAUAACCCACUAUUCCUGUAAAAAAUAUCCAUUUCUUCGUUGUGUGUGUGUCUGUGUGUAUCCCCAUAGCCUAUGUUUUGCUAAGAUUGAUGUGUAGCCAUUUCUUAAAUAAGAGUUUAUGCAGAAGCCGAAUUUAUUUCUAUGAAUCACUUGUUGAAGACAUCCUACUGUACCAUCCCGUAAAAUUACAGGGCGAUAGUUCUAAACUUGAACCAAGACACGUGAGGAGACUUGGUUUUCCCACAGUGUUGGUAUUCUUCAGGAUGCUGAGAGGGUGAGUGGCUGCUGCAGUAGUUACGCCUGAGAGCCGUGCUCAUGCGGAGAUGGAGACCCAUAUCAGUGAACUGAUGUGAGAUGACCAACCCUACAGGGGGGGGAUCCUUAGAAUCGAUUGUGUCGUUGUUGUUCGCAAUGCAGGUUUCAGCAAGAGAAAAAGGAUGGUUGGGAAAGUUAGGGAUGAGAGGUUGGUAGAGGGGGAACUAGAGGACGGGGCCCGGGGUUGGAGAUGGACUUGGAAAAAGCUAUGGGCGUCUCACCCUGAGUUACCGUACGGAUUUGCCAUAUGUGCCAUGCUACCAUUCAGAUUGGGUUUUUUUAACAGUUUUUCCAGUUUCUCUUCGCUACUAUAUAUUUCCUAGGUAAGAUUCAGAUAGGCAGAGCAGUUCUCUUAAGUCCAAUCGCAACGCAUUUAUUGAGCUCUCUUUGCUAUUUAUUUCCCUUUUCUCACAGGCUUUCCUCGACUGGAAGACUUCCCGAAGAGCUGAGCUGACGGAGUUCCAGAAGCAGAUUGGUGAGCAGUACCUUGCCAACAUUGAAGUGGAGCUAGAAAGGUGGCAGAACGCUGGAAGUGCCCGGAGGAGUGCACUGGAGAAUCUGCAGGAGACGAUGGACAAGGAGCUGGAGACGCACCAGCUGGAGCAUGGGCCCAAGACUCGCCGGGUUCCCGGCGGCGGUGCCGACGAAGAGGACGACGUUGAUGACAUCGCCGCCGAGGAUGACCCAAUGGACGACGUGCUCGGCGUCGGCGAGAGCCGGGUCGCCGCAGAUGGCGGUGAUGUCCCACCCAAGUCAGAUGCAGCAGGCAAUGGCAGUCCCAGCCCCCAAGAUGCCUCCCAGUAG
Spirodela intermedia is the source of this 7623-nucleotide messenger RNA. Lineage: Eukaryota; Viridiplantae; Streptophyta; Magnoliopsida; Alismatales; Araceae. The record is from the annotation of a GenBank genome assembly.